Molecule: messenger RNA, 1892 nt
Organism: Ipomoea nil (Japanese morning glory)
Lineage: Eukaryota; Viridiplantae; Streptophyta; Magnoliopsida; Solanales; Convolvulaceae
Product: BTB/POZ domain-containing protein At5g03250
Exons: 4
Coding region: 1-1887 (628 amino acids)
Molecular function (GO): protein binding
Source: RefSeq, a predicted model, not a curated record
AUGGCGUGCAUGAGGCUUGGCUCAAAAUCUGAGGCUUUUCAUCGUGAAGGCCAGUCUUGGCAUUGCACUUCCGGGCUUCCCAGUGAUGUUACAGUCGAAAUUGGAGAAAUGUCCUUUCAUCUUCACAAGUUCCCUUUACUAUCCAGAAGUGGGCUAUUAGAUAAGAUGAUCAGAGAAUCGAACAAAAACGAUGGAUCAAUGUGCAUUUUGCAACUGGGAGACAUACCUGGAGGGGCUAAAGCAUUUGAGCUUGUAGCCAAGUUCUGUUACAGCAUUAAAAUAGAGCUUACAGCUUCAAACAUAGUAAGCCUUAGGUGUUCAGCAGAAUACCUUCAAAUGACAGAGGACUAUGGGGAGGGGAACCUCAUUGUACAGACUGAGCUUUUCCUCAAUGAAGUUUUCGCGAAUUGGACCGACACCAUUAAAGCCCUCGAAACGUGUCAAGAAGUUAUCGCGCAGGCAGAGGACCUCCACAUUGUGCCCCGAUGCAUACACUCGUUGGCCAUGAAAGCCUGCGCUGACACCACCACCACCACCACCGCCACGCUCUUUAACUGGCCAGUCGCGGGCUGCAGUGGCACCGUCAAUGCUGGUGAAGUUUGGAACGGGAUAAGCAGCGGGGGUGGGGCCGGGGGCGGGGCAACGAAGCUGCAAGUGGCGUCGUGCACGUCAGAUGAUUGGUGGUUCGAGGACGUGUGCUUCAUCAGCUUACCGUUCUUUAAGCGUUUCGUGAGAGCUGUUGAGGAUGGAGGUAUGAAGCCCGAAAACAUUGCAAGCUCCCUUGUUUACUAUGCAAAGAAAUACAUUCCCCUAAUGAACAGGCAAUCCAGCUUUAAGGAUGCCAGCCAGGCCAAGUCUAGCUCCAAAAUCUCCACACCUUCGGAGACCGACCAAAAGGCACUCCUGGAAGAAAUUGUGGGGCUACUAACGAGCCAGAAAGGGGUCGUGGAAACCCGGUUCGUGCUCAGGCUGCUUCGCACCGCUAUGAUGUUGCAGACGAGCCAGUUGUGCAGGGAAAGCUUGGAGAGACGAGUCGGGAUGCAGCUCGACCAGGCGUCACUAGACGACCUCCUCAUACCAAACAUUGGGUACUCGGUUGAAACCUUGUACGACAUCGACUGUUUCCAAAGGAUUCUCGAUCAUUUCAUGUUGAUGGACCAUCACACAUCAGCAGCGAUCGCGAUCGCUGCUGAUGAAACUCCAUUUAUCAUGGAAGAAACCACCACCACCACCACCACCCAUUCUUUAACAUCGAUAACACGGGUUGCCAAUCUGGUGGACUCAUAUCUUGCUGAGGUAGCACCAGAUGUUAACCUCAAGUUCCCCAAGUUCCAGGCCCUGGCUGCUGCAAUCCCGGAUUAUGCAAGACCACUCUCCGACGCCAUCUAUCGUGCAAUUGAUAUAUAUCUAAAGGCACAUCCUUGGCUUGCAGAUGCAGAAAGAGAGCAAAUUUGCAGACUGAUGAACUGUCAGAAGCUUUCGUUAGAGGCGAGCACACACGCAGCGCAGAACGAGAGGCUGCCUCUGAGAGUGAUCGUCCAAGUCUUGUUCUUUGAACAGCUCAGGCUGCGCACAUCCAUCUCGGGCUGGUUCUUCGUCUCCGACAACCUGGAGGGCUCGCAGAAUCAAAACGAUGAGUGCCACGAGCACUGCAAGGGAGGAGGAACAGGAAUGGAAGACAUGAGGCAUCGCGUUGCUGAUCUCGAAAAAGAGUGCCAAAACAUGAGAGAAGAGGUGCAGAAGCUGGCGAAAACUAAGAGGGGUUGGAACUUUUUUUCCAGACGAAAAUCUCAUUAUAAUUCCAGGGCAUCAAGGCAGUGCAAUGCACAACCUGCUGCACCACUUAACAGGGAACAACAGACUAACCAAAAUGGUGGCUUAGCUUAACAAUA